CAUCAAAUUUCCUUACAUAUGAAAGUACUUCUCAUCGCACUUCUCAGAGCACAUAUCAUAAUGGGUUACUAUUAGAAAAAGAUAGAUUUCGAAUGGGCAGUGAAGUUAAAUCGAUAUAGUCUAGUAUUAAUUGGACUUUGGCCUAAGUCCAAACAAACAACAUGGGAAAAACGUAUGUGCAAUAUAACUUGCAGCUUACUUUACCAGUUAUUACUUGCAUCCUCAGAUUUCCAAUCUUCUGGUGGAAAAGAAAGGCAGUCUCAGCAAUAAUAAACAUGAUCGCUUACGAUUGGUUAAAGGCGAAAACACGACAGGAAGAAACAACGAUGAUCGCAAAAGCACAAAUUGCGCGCAUCAUUAUAACAUUUGCAUACAGCAUAAUGGGAGUGGGCUUGUUUGUUUUAGUUGUUUUACCGAUAUUUGGCCACUCGGUGAGAUACCUGUCUAAUAUCACUGAUCUGGAGAGACCAUUACCACUUCAGACAUAUUAUAUCUACGACACAACUAAAAGUCCACAAUAUGAACUAACAUUCACUAUUCAAAGUAUUGCCCUUGUUUUCAAUGUUAUGUGCUAUUCAGGCAUUGACAAUUUUCUUAGUCUUUCGGUAUUUCAUAUCUCCGGUCAAAUGGACAUUCUGAGAAAUCGUAUUAUGCAUUUACAUAAUGUCGCAAAUUACAGCAAGGUUUUAAAAAAUUGUGUGAUAGAACAUAUCCGGCUACUUAGAGCUAUUGAUCAUAUAGAAGAUGUAUUCAACAUAAUAUUGAUGGUAUUAUUUUUAUAUUUCGGAAUUCUUUUCGCUUUCUAUGGUUUUUGGAUAAUAAAUAUGCUCGAAAAUAAACAGCAUAUUACCGUCUUUAACGUUAUGUAUAUUGUAAUCGCCUUUGUCAAUACGUUUGGUCACAUGUGUAUUUAUUGUGCUGUUGGCGAAGUGUUAACAACUCAGGUAAAUUUGAAAUUGUUUCAUUUCAUCAGUCUCUGUAUUUUUUAUGCAUACAGG
This is a messenger RNA of Vollenhovia emeryi, 998 nucleotides long. RefSeq lists its product as uncharacterized. The transcript is spliced from 6 exons. The annotation marks the transcript as partial. Gene Ontology annotation, molecular function: olfactory receptor activity; odorant binding. The record is from RefSeq and is a predicted model, not a curated record. Gene Ontology annotation, cellular component: plasma membrane. Gene Ontology annotation, biological process: detection of chemical stimulus involved in sensory perception of smell; sensory perception of smell. Lineage: Eukaryota; Metazoa; Arthropoda; Insecta; Hymenoptera; Formicidae.